Hepatospora eriocheir is the source of this 180-nucleotide messenger RNA. NCBI's taxonomy places the organism in Eukaryota, Fungi, Microsporidia, Hepatosporidae. The record is from the annotation of a GenBank genome assembly.
AUGAAUAUUAACAGAAAAGACGAUGAUAGAGAUAAUGUUAAUAAAGGCUCAGUAGAUGACAAUGAUAAGAGAGUCAAAGACGAUGAUAGAGAGAUUAUAAGCGAUAGAUUAAAUAAACUUGGUUGUUCAUCAUCUACCGAUUUCGGUAUUAACAAAAUACAAUGUUGUUUUUUUAGCUAA